GGGGGGGGGGUGGGGACGAAGAAGCGAGGAAUCCCCGUCACUCUUUCUGUUGCUGCAGAUUUGGGGAAGGGAUUCGGGGAAAGCGCGAGUCGAGACGACAAGACAUCAGUUGCUAGAUGGUGCGUACCAAGCAGACUGCUCGUAAGUCCACUGGAGGGAAGGCUCCUAGGAAGCAACUCGCCUCAAAGGCAGCCCGUAAGUCGGCACCUACAACUGGAGGAGUCAAGAAGCCUCACCAUUACCGCCCAGCAACUGUUGCUCUUCGUGAGAUCCGCAAGUACCAGAAGAGCACCGAGUUACUGAUUAGGAAGCUGCCAUCCCAGAGGCUUGUCAGGGAGAUUGCUCAGGAUUUCAAGACUGAUCUUCGCUUCCAGAGCCAUGCCGUGCUUGCUCUGCAGGAGGCAGCAGAGGCCUACCUGGUGGGUCUCUUUGAGGACACCAACCUGGGCGCCAUCCACGCCAAGCGCGUGACCAUCAUGCCCAAGGACAUUCAGCUGGCCAGGAGGAUCCGUGGUGAGAGGGCUUAGUUUGCCGAUGGGAAGAACAACUCUGCAUUCGUUGUGUGUUCGUCUCACCGUAGCCUUUGUUUUUUUUUUUUGAAGAAAUCACCGUAGCCUUUGUGAAAAGAUGAUAUCGUAACCUUCUGUCUCAGUUUGACUGAGACUGUAGUAGCAUGUGUUCGUGUUUGUUUAGUCUGGACAGAGUACCGCAUAGCUUUGUCCUGCGCUUUCACGACUGCCAUUUUUGCGCCGAGGACCUCACCAAUGGGGGAAGCCUUGAUGUUUCAGGAGAGCCUGAUAACUGAGUGUGCACUCUUGAGUGCUGUCAGAUUGAUUGUUCGACAGAUUGCACCCUAUCAGGGCGAUCCAGUGG
Panicum hallii is the source of this 873-nucleotide messenger RNA. Its product is annotated as histone H3.3-like. Gene Ontology annotation, cellular component: nucleosome. The transcript has 5 exons. The record is from RefSeq and is a predicted model, not a curated record. NCBI's taxonomy places the organism in Eukaryota, Viridiplantae, Streptophyta, Magnoliopsida, Poales, Poaceae. Bases 117 to 527 code for a protein of 136 amino acids. Gene Ontology annotation, molecular function: DNA binding; structural constituent of chromatin; protein heterodimerization activity.